Molecule: messenger RNA, 1456 nt
Organism: Drosophila simulans
Lineage: Eukaryota; Metazoa; Arthropoda; Insecta; Diptera; Drosophilidae
Product: phenoloxidase-activating factor 2
Exons: 3
Coding region: 117-1451 (444 amino acids)
Biological process (GO): proteolysis
Molecular function (GO): serine-type endopeptidase activity
Source: RefSeq, a predicted model, not a curated record
UCGAUUUCAACUCUACUUGAUCAGUCGACAUCGCGAGUCGGUAGCUACGAGAUUGUUUCCAAUCGGUGUUGUCUUCGCUUUCAACUGCACUAGCACAUAGUUUCCCACCUACAAAGAUGAGCUGGCUGAUCUCAGCGGUCUUCCUCCUGGUGUCCCUUUGUGCCUUCGCGAAGGGCCAGGACACGAUUUCGGCGAUGUGCCUCUCGGACGAACGGUGCACCUCUGUGAAGCGUUGCGAAGACUCCGAUGAUUCCGGUCGCAGGGGAAUUAGGCCACGCAGCUCCCGCAUCUGCGGCACCCAAAUGGUCUGCUGCGAGAAAGCCCAGCUGGACAGCUAUGACAGAUGGAUGGCUGAGAAGACUACAACCGUGCCCUCAACGAUUCGAAACAAGGUAUCCAGUGUUCUGGAACCGCCGCCGAACGAGAGCUGCGGCCAGAACAUGGAGUGUGUGCCCAGGAAGCUGUGCCGCGACAAUAUCAUCAACGACUCGGGGAUCAGCCUGAUCAAUCCGAGGAUCAGCCCGAUUCAGUGCAGCAAGUCCUUGUACCGCUGUUGCGCCGUGGAUCAAAAGGUGGAUGAUAGCGAAAGUCCGUACUUGGUGAAGCAGGCGAACUUCAAGUACAAGAACUGCGGCUAUAGCAAUCCAAAGGGUCUGAUCCCCGACAACGACAAGUUCCCCUACUUGGAGGACGUAUCCAUAUUCGGAGAGUUUCCUUGGAUGGUGGGCAUCUUCACUGGCCGCCAAGAGUUUCUAUGCGGCGGCACUCUCAUCCAUCCGCAGUUGGUAGUUACCACUUCGCACAAUCUGGUCAACGAGACGGUGGACACCUUGGUGGCCAGAGCUGGCGACUGGGAUCUGAACAGCCUGAACGAGCCCUAUCCGCACCAGGGCAGCCGUAUUAAGGAGAUCAUCAUGCACUCCGAAUUCGAUCCCUACUCGUUGUACAACGACAUAGCACUGUUGCUCCUCGACGAGCCCAUCCGACUGGCUCCUCACAUCCAGCCACUGUGCUUGCCGCCUCCAGAAUCUCCGGAAUUGACCAACCAGCUGCUCUCGUCCACCUGUUACGCCACUGGCUGGGGCACCAAGGAGGCGGGCAGCGACAAGCUGGAGCAUGUGCUCAAGCGGAUCAACCUGCCACUGGUGGAGCGGGAAGAGUGUCAGGCGAAGCUUCGGAACACACGGCUCGAGGCUCGCUUCCGUCUGCGACCGAGUUUCAUCUGCGCCGGCGGAGAUCCUGGCAAGGACACCUGCAAGGGCGACGGCGGCUCACCGCUCUUCUGCCAAAUGCCUGGCGAAAUGGAUCGGUACCAGCUGGUGGGCAUCGUGUCCUGGGGCGUCGAGUGCGCCGUGGAAGACAUUCCGGCCGUGUACGUCAACGUGCCCCAUCUGCGCGGCUGGAUUGACGAGAAGAUCAGAGGACUUGGAAUCGUGCUGCAGGCGCAAUGAGCUCA